Nannochloropsis gaditana CCMP526 is the source of this 1554-nucleotide messenger RNA. RefSeq lists its product as uncharacterized. The record is from RefSeq and is a predicted model, not a curated record. The transcript has a single exon. Bases 1 to 1554 code for a protein of 517 amino acids.
AUGCCGGAGCCUGUCACAUCAUUAGGAUUGCUCGAAGGUCAAGCAUCCAUGUCCACGGAUUGGCAAGAGGGAGUGCCACUGGAUUCGCCGUCUGAAAUUUUCAUGAGCCAAGGUGGUGACGGAGGGAGCGGAAUGGUGAUGGGGGCACCCUCGACUUUCUCGGCGCCCGCACCUACUGCCGGAGACGCCGUUGACGAAAGACUGGUAGGACUCGCCUCACCUGCCACAUCCACCGCCACCUCCACAACGUCUACCAUGCACACCACCACGACCAUGAUGGACCUCCAGUCGGGACAGGCGGAAGGGUCUGGAGUAGGCUAUCUACCUGUACUGAACGCCGACACGCAUUUUCCCUUCUCUGCGUCGACCCCCGACGAGACCCUUUCCCUCCCCUCUCCCUCGGUGGCGGCGGCUUCCCUCGGACCUCCUGCUGACAGGACAAGGGACUGGCAAGGAAGGAAAGGGUUGAGAAGCGAAACGAAGACGGGAUCACCCCUCGGUGCAGAGCAUCCUAGAGUGAUUACUACUCCGACUCUUGCAACCCUUUCUUCCGGCGGGGCGCGUGGGCAGGGGCAGCCUCGACAGAUUCCUCCACCCCCGUUGCCGCUGCCGGCAGCCUCUCCCAUGGCCACGGCUACGAUGAUGAUGGGUCACCUAGGCUUUAACACCUACUAUGCACCACCACCCGUCCCCUCCUCCCUACCCGCUGCCUCCAAGGCGUCAAAAUCACCGGCCGGUGCUGCCAAUAGGGCAGCCGCUGCGACUUUGACGAGCGGAAGUCGGGGCUCACGAACCAGGAGACGGUCUGCGAGCCUGUCGACCUCGUCUACACCAUCAGCGCUUCCCGUCGCAGCCAUUCCCAGGGCAGCUGCCGCCACAAGACCCACAAUAGACACUGCUGCUGAGGUAGCAGAGUCAAGUACAGGACUUCUUCGUGGAAGCUACAGGUGCGGGCGCUGUGGAGGGAUGAAAAAGAAUCACGUAUGCCCCUAUCUGUACGAGGAGCAUCUGGAGAGGCGGGACGCCGGCACAGAGGUGGACUUGGUGUUAACACGGGGAGACCAGGACAAAGGAGGGCGUCCAAAUAUGCCCUCUGGCAUGUCCUUUCAUUUUCUGACGAUUCGAGCCCGUGAAAAUGUGAAGGCGGGUUUUCAGACAUUACUAGCAUCGACACCAGAGCUGGACAUCAGGAUGGAGACAGGCAUUCCGUCGACUCAUACUUCCUCGUCUUCGGCGCCACUGCUGCCCCUGCCAGUACCCAUGAGCGUUCAUGGACAAGCCAUGGCACAUUCAGCUUUAUAUGAUAACAUGAAUAUGUCUCGGUCGAUACAGGAGCAAGAGCCUCAGGGACAGCGGCGCCAGCUGCAGCAGCAACAAGACGUGUACCCUUCACCAGAUCAAGCCCCCGCCAUCGACUCACAGGUUCCAACAGAUAUGGAGGAGGAUCAAGCAGUUACACUUGUGAGACAAUGUUAUUACGUGCGGGUCCAUAGCGACUCGUACAAGGACGAAGGAGAAGGAGGAAAAGCAUGGUUGUAUAUGGAAAAAGAGUAG